CGAGAAUUUACAGAAAGCGAACCCAAAUACCCAAUAUGCUGUGAUGUUAAAGUCUCAACUUCCCGAAACGCAUUUGCUUGAAUCAAACUCUACUCAACUGUCAAUCCCCAUUCUCCAAACCUUUCUCUCUUCAUCUGCAAUCAACCAAACUACCACUCAGAAAACUCCAAGAACACAACUUUUUAUUAUUUUUUUAAAGAAAGGAAUACGUAUUCAGAAGUUAGAAAGAAUCAUUCUUUCCAUUUCACCAAAACCCUUCCAAAUAAAGAUGAUUAAAAGAGAAAUCACAAUGCUUUCUUCAUCUUCAAGCUCCACCAGCCCACCUACAGAUAAUGAUGGGUUGCACCUGCAAGAAAGGGCCCUUUGUGCUUCUUGUAUUUCUUCUUCCUCUGUUCCUGAUUUCACAAGAAGUACUGCAGAAAUAGUAGUAAUAGAGGAGGAGGAGGAGGAGGAGGAGCUGGGGGAGGAGAGGAAUCCCAAGAAGAGGAGGGAGAGGGAGGAGGAGGAGGAGGAGGGAGAUCAGCUGUCUUUCUUGACUGUUCUGGUGACUGUCUUUAGGAAAUCUUUGGUUUCCUGUAACAACAACAUUGAGGACCAUCUUUCAUCUUCUUCUUCAUCUUCUACAUCGGUUUCUGCUAUGGAGAUAAGCUGGCCUAGCAAUGUCAGACAUGUUGCCCAUGUCACCUUUGAUAGAUUCGCUGGAUUUCUUGGCCUUCCUGUUGAGUUUGAACCUGAAGUCCCCAGAAGACCGCCCAGUGCCAGUACUAGAGUGUUUGGCGUUUCAACGGAGUGCAUGCAACUUUCUUUUGACAGCAGAGGGAAUUGUGUGCCUACAAUACUCUUGAUGAUGCAAAGGCGCUUAUAUGAACAUGGCGGUUUGCAGGCUGAAGGCAUAUUCAGGAUUACUGCUGAAAAUGGCCAAGAAGAGCUUGUUAGGGAGCAGUUAAAUAACGGCGUUGUACCGCAUGAUAUUGAUGUUCAUUGCUUAGCCGGUCUCAUUAAGGCUUGGUUUAGAGAACUCCCUAGGGGAAUACUUGACUCUCUUUCACCGGAAGAAGUUAUGGGUUCACAAUCGGAGGAAGAGUGUGUUGGGCUCGUGAGCCUUCUCCCGCCAACAGAAGCUGCACUGUUAGACUGGGCUAUAAACCUUAUGGCUGAUGUUGCCGAAUCCAAAGAUCAUAACAAAAUGAAUGCAAGGAAUGUUGCUGUCGUGUUUGCUCCAAAUAUGACUCAGAUGGCAGAUCCAUUGACAGCACUGAUGCAUGCUGUUCAAGUUAUGAACUUUCUCAAGAUUCUCAUUGAGAAGACCCUGAGGAACAGAGAAGAAUCCUCAAUCGAUGCUAACCCCGAGCAAGAAUCCAACACGACCGAUGAGACCGAUGAAGAACAAAAUAUCGGAGACGAGGAGGCCACAACUGGGGCUUUUCUGAGCUCUAUUGAGAAUAUCCCUCCUGAGGGAAAUGCAGAUGACAUAGAUGAUCUCCCUGGGAGGAAAUUGAACAAACAACCUGAUGAAACCAGCUCUGGAGAACACAAAGGUGGGAAUGGUACCGUAACAAGUGUGAGGAGGGUUCAACAAAAACACCGAAGAAUGAAAAACGUGAAACUGGGCAGUUCCGAUCAUAAGAAGGCCUCCAAAAGAAUCUGUGAUCGCCAAUCAGGAAAAAAUGCAGAAGAUAAUAACAAUGGGCUUAGCAUCCGCGGACGAAACCUAAAUUCUCGAACAGAGAGGGUAAAAGCUUGGGUGUGAAAUGAUCAGUUUUUGGUUCUUGCUCAUGGGAUCUGUAUUUGCUUUUCAAAAAUUGUGCAUCAUCAACUUUUCAUCUAUCAUUCUUUUACGGUUUUCAUCAAUCCUUUUGUAGAGUUGUGCAAUACAUAUGCUGAUUUAUGUGCCUUAUGUACAUUAUUACAUCCCAAAUUCCUUUUUAUAGGUGAAUAUUCUUCCAUCUGAAUAUACAGAAAUACAGAAUGUGUGGUCCUUUCAUGUACGUCAUUACAUUAUUAUUACUCCG
Molecule: messenger RNA, 2012 nt
Organism: Cuscuta epithymum
Lineage: Eukaryota; Viridiplantae; Streptophyta; Magnoliopsida; Solanales; Convolvulaceae
Source: the annotation of a GenBank genome assembly